AAACACCCCCCAUCUCACCUUCCCUCCAGCUUGAAACCAACCUGGACUCCCUGCUGCCCAAUUUACCAACUCUGACUGUUCCUUUUCUUCUUGUACGUCUUCGACUGCUGUCCAUGCUGCCUCCAUGAUCCUUUUGUUCUCCCACAGCCGCAUUCCAUUUCUUUCGAGUGCGAGUGUAUGUGCAUGUGAUUCUCCUGCAUCGUGCCCAUCCAAUCAAACAGCGCAACCUUGAUUACCAUUGCCACCACCCUCCCUCACUGAUUCCCUACACAUCCGAUCUUCCGUUGCCUCUGAGAGCCCGUUCUUCAACAGGCUGCAAUGGCAGGACGCCGCUACGACGACGUUGUAUAUGAAGAUCGUCGCGAUUAUUCCUCUAGAGGCAGUCGAAGAGGUUACGAAGACCGCUAUACCGACGAUGAAAUCGAAUACCGCCGACAGGCUGCCCCUCCCGUGAGGGAAAGAGAGAGAGAAGUCUUGAUUCGAGACGAUGUCCGAGGGCGAGCCAGCAACACCCCCUCCUUCAUGAAAGAAGACUAUGGCCGUACAACAGCCGGCCCAAUGGUUCUUCGAGCUCGUGAACGAGAGGACUUUGAGUUUGUCCCUCGUCGUCGAAGGACGCCUUCUCCUGAACCCGAACGCAAGACCGAGAGGGAAGAAAUCAUCAUAGAGCGAAGGGAAGAGUCAGAAUCCAGGCCACCUCCUCGGGUGCGGGAAAGGGACCGGGACUACGAACGUGAAGAGAUCAUCAUCAGAAAGGAGGACGCCACACGAGAUGCACGACCGCCUCCCCCAAAAGAAGUCAACGGUUCUCGCGAGGAGAUCAUUAUCCGCCGCGAAGAAAAAGAUGGAGAUCGUCGACCUCGAUUUGAUGACGAUGACAUGGUCUCUAUCAGAAGAAGCGACUUUGACAGGAGGCCUGCUAGAAGUGAAGUCGACCGAGAUGAAAUCAUCAUUCGCCGCGAAGAAGAAAGGUUGGACCCUGUUCGGGCUUACGAUGACUACACGCUGGGUAGGAGAGUGUCCCACGAGCGAGCCAGAUCUCGAGCUCGGCGAUCCAGUAGUGGCUCCGGUCAGGAGAUUGUUAUUCGCAAGGACGAGAUCAGAGGACGCAGUGGAGAGCGAGAAAAGCAGGAGAUUAUCAUUCGCAAGACCUCACGCUCAAGGUCCCCAUCGCUGUCAUCCGCCCCAGCCCCGCCACCUCCAGUGCCUGAACCACAGGUCAUCCAUGCUCCCACCAUCCAUCAAGAAGUCAUCACCCAUCAUCGACAUAUUGAUCACGGCUAUGAGGUCUCGGUUCAGACAAGACCUCGCGUGGUGUCGCGACCACCAUCGCCGCCGAGCCCUCCUCUGAGUGCUCCCAUUCCCGCUCCUGUCCGCAAUCGUUCCGAGGAACGGAUUCAAAUCAGUCGCACACAAACUCGUAACGGACGUACCGAGAACGAGGACAUUGUCAUUGACCGCAAUGAAGGGCCUGCCGGGCCCAGGAGUGUUGCUCACCACUCACCACCUCCUCCCGUUCGUGACCCCUAUUACGAUGUGCCACCUGCUCGAAGAGAUCCUCGAGGAUUUGACCGCGAGAUACAAGAAGAAGCCGACUAUUAUAACAACAAAGCUCUCGAACGAGCUUAUAUCGGAGAAGCUUAUCAUGGUGCCACCAAAGACUGGGCUCUUGUUGAUGUCCCUCCCGGCACAUCUCGCGUUCGCAUGGAAGGGGCAGGAGGUGGAGGUCAGGAAAUCACAUGGCAACGUUAUAACGGCGUUCGCCGUAGCAAAUUCUUUCCCAACGGCGGUGACGAAGCACUCGGGAACGAACUCGGCAGGCCAAUCCCCCCUCCCAUUCACGAUCUCCGUCCUCUUCCAGCUCAACAUGGUGAAAUUGGUCGCCGGUAUGGGAAGGAAGGCAACCCCACCGACGGACUAUGGACUGAAGUGACCAAAGAUCUGGUGGUCAGGGAGGCCAUCCAGGAGAUGGGCUAUGAAUUCGAAGAGACCAGCGACUACUAUUAUAUCAUUGCUUAUCUGACAUAUGAAGACAUGGUCCGUCUGGUCGGCCUAUCGGAGGAUAUUCGCAAAGAGCGAAGGCAACGGGCCAGGGAAAUAGAAUGGGAGAACAGAGCCCUACCCCCUCCAAGACCAGAGUCAAGACCUCUGGCUAUCGAGCCUCCUCCGCCUCGACCUCGACAGGAAUGGGACCGAGAAGAGGAGAGAGUUAUCGAACGUGAGGUGAUAUACCGGGGUGGACGUCCGCCUCCACCCCCUGGUUGGAGACGUUGAGAGACGAACGACAAGACAUCAACCCAUCUGUCAUCUCUACCUAUCAAUUAUAUUUUGCUUAAGAAGAUGAGUCACCUAUGUGUCAAACACGACCAGCAACGGCGAUACCACAGCAUUACUUUUAACGACCUGAACCGUCAACGAUUUCACGACUGAAACGCAGCGAACAUUAUAUCACAUGAUGUCUGUCUUUUAUCCGUCAUUAUGAGCGAUUAUUUCUUACACAUCCUGGUAGUGUUUCGGCAGGCUUUGGAAUGUUUGAUAUCGAUGCCAAGCUUGAGGCGAGUCGAAUGUAGUCUCGAAUUGAUGGUGGAAAGAUUGUUUGAUAAAAGAGAUCAGGGUUUGGCAGUUAGUGAGAAGAGAUAUCCCGGGUCAAACUAGAACGUCGACUUAGAUACGAGAUAGCUUUCAAGAUGACAUGGAAUAACCAG
Messenger RNA from Exophiala mesophila, 2705 nucleotides. RefSeq lists its product as uncharacterized. NCBI's taxonomy places the organism in Eukaryota, Fungi, Ascomycota, Eurotiomycetes, Chaetothyriales, Herpotrichiellaceae. Bases 319 to 2274 code for a protein of 651 amino acids. The transcript has 2 exons. The record is from RefSeq and is a predicted model, not a curated record.